CUAGCCCAGUACAUUCCAUCGAUCAAUACACUACGCUAGCACGAACGAAUUAGCUAGGAAGAAGAUCCAUGGCCAUGGGUGUCCUCCUGCUGAUGCUGAUGCUGAUGCAUCUGCAAGUUGGGCUGGGCCUCGGCAACGGCGGGCUGUGGCAGGAGUUCCUCCGGCUGCCGACGGAGAAUGGGGGGACGAAGUGGGCGUUGCUCAUCGCGGGGUCGAAGGGGUACGAAAACUACCGUCACCAGGCAGACGUGUGCCACGCGUACCAGAUAAUGAAGAAGGGAGGACUCAAGGACCAGAACAUCGUGGUUAUGAUGUACGACGACAUCGCCUAUAACCCCGAGAAUCCUCACAAGGGUGUCAUCAUCAACAAACCCAACGGUCCGAACGUCUACGCUGGAGUCCCAAAGGAUUACAAUGGGAAUGACGUGAAUAAGAACAACUUCCUGGCCGUGUUGCUGGGCAAGAAGUCGGCUCUCACCGGCGCCGGCAGCGGCAAGGUCAUCAGCAGCGGCCCCAACGACCAUAUCUUCGUCUAUUACUCAGAUCAUGGCAGCCCCGGAUACGUCUGCAUGCCAUCGGGGGGGAACCUGCACGCGAACGAUCUUUCUCAAGCACUGAAGAAUAAGAACGCGGCCGGCGCGUACAAGAACCUGGUGGUGUACGUGGAGGCGUGCGAGUCGGGUAGCAUGUUCGAGGGCCAGCUUCUUCCGUCCAACAUCGGCGUGUACGCGAUGACGGCGUCGAACGCGACGGAGAACAGCUGGGCCACCUACUGCGACACGCCGGAGUACAACACCUGCCUCGGCGACCUCUUCAGCGUGGCCUGGAUGGAGGACGCCGACGCGCGCCGCCCCGGCGAUCCCGAGACGCUCGGCCAGCUGUACGACAUCGUCGCGAAGCGCACCAACCUGUCACACGUCAGUCGGUACGGCGACCUAAGCCUCUCCUCCCAACCCGUCAGCCUCUACUACUUGCCCCCCGGCCCCGGCACCUCAACAGCUAGUGCCGUCAUCGAUGACGAAGGCCGCGUCGGCGGCGUGAACCAACGGGAUGCGGGACUCGUCUACCUGUGGCGUAAGUACUACGAGGAGAAAUCGGUGGAGGCAUGGGAGCGCCUUCUCCGAGAAAUGGAGAGGCGAUCACGCGUCGACAGCAGCGUCGACCUCAUCGGAGACAUCCUCUUGGGCGACUCCUCCAAGAAGAAGCUCCUGCACAUCCGGCGUCCGGCGGGGCAGCCGCUGGUUGACGACUGGGAUUGCCUCAAGUCCAUGGUGCGCACGUUCGAGGCUCACUGUGGCCCGCUGGGGCAGUAUGGGAUGAAGCACACACGCGCCUUCGCCAACAUGUGCAACGCCGCCCUCGACCACAACCACAUGGCAAAGGCCGCCUCCAAGGCCUGCAUGCACCCCCCUGUCAUUACUUAUUAAUCAUCAUUCUCAUCGAUCGAACAACAACGGCUAAAUAAAAUAUAUAUUGUUUUCAUGUAUGUACGUAAGUAACUACAUAUAAUACUCGAUCGGUGCAUAUGUAAACAUACUCAAGCUGGUAAUCCCGGCCUGAUAAUUAAAAUAAAGACAUGCAUCAUGUGCAUGUUUGUUGUGUUAUUUUC
Oryza sativa Japonica Group (Japanese rice) is the source of this 1609-nucleotide messenger RNA. Its product is annotated as vacuolar-processing enzyme. NCBI's taxonomy places the organism in Eukaryota, Viridiplantae, Streptophyta, Magnoliopsida, Poales, Poaceae. The record is from RefSeq and is a predicted model, not a curated record. Gene Ontology annotation, molecular function: cysteine-type endopeptidase activity. Gene Ontology annotation, biological process: vacuolar protein processing.